GCUCCGGGCGCUAUAAGGGGCGGUGACCGCGGCGCGCCCUGCGCGGAGCCGGGAGCGCGAUGGUUAGCCGCCGCGGAGCGGCAAGAUGCUGGAUGGGCCCCUGCUGGCGCGCUGGCUGGCCGCGGCCUUCGGGCUGACGCUGCUGCUCGCCACGCUGCGCCCUUCAGCCGCCUACUUCGGGCUGACUGGCAGUGAACCUCUGACCAUCCUCCCGCUCACCCUGGAGCCCGAGGCAGCCGCCCAGGCACACUACAAGGCCUGUGACCGGCUGAAGCUGGAGCGGAAGCAGCGGCGCAUGUGCCGCAGGGACCCAGGCGUGGCUGAGACACUGGUGGAGGCAGUCAGUAUGAGCGCACUCGAGUGCCAGUUCCAAUUCCGUUUUGAGCGCUGGAACUGCACGUUGGAGGGCCGCUACCGGGCCAGCCUGCUCAAGCGAGGCUUCAAGGAGACUGCCUUCCUCUACGCCAUCUCUUCGGCUGGCCUGACGCAUGCGCUGGCCAAGGCGUGCAGCGCCGGGCGCAUGGAGCGCUGCACGUGUGAUGAGGCUCCCGACCUAGAGAACCGUGAGGCCUGGCAGUGGGGAGGCUGCGGGGACAACCUCAAGUACAGUAGCAAGUUUGUCAAGGAGUUCCUGGGCAGGCGGUCGAGCAAGGACUUGCGAGCUCGUGUGGACUUCCACAACAACCUCGUGGGCGUAAAGGUGAUCAAAGCUGGUGUUGAGACCACCUGCAAGUGCCACGGUGUAUCAGGCUCAUGCACAGUGCGGACCUGCUGGCGGCAACUGGCGCCCUUCCACGAGGUGGGCAAACACCUGAAGCACAAGUAUGAGACGGCACUCAAAGUGGGCAGCACCACCAACGAGGCCACUGGUGAGGCAGGCGCCAUCUCCCCGCCAAGGGGCCGGGCCUCGGGGGUGGGCAGCAGUGACCCUCUGCCCCGCACCCCAGAGCUCGUGCAUCUAGAUGACUCACCCAGCUUUUGCUUGGCUGGCCGCUUCUCCCCGGGCACUGCCGGCCGCAGGUGCCACCGUGAGAAGAACUGUGAGAGCAUAUGUUGUGGCCGUGGCCACAACACACAAAGCCGGGUAGUCACAAGGCCCUGCCAGUGCCAGGUGCGCUGGUGCUGUUAUGUGGAGUGCAGGCAAUGCACACAGCGUGAGGAGGUCUACACCUGCAAGGGCUGAG
Messenger RNA from Otolemur garnettii (small-eared galago), 1184 nucleotides. It is a transcript of the gene WNT9A, whose product is annotated as Wnt family member 9A. Gene Ontology annotation, cellular component: extracellular region. The coding region runs from base 86 to 1183 and encodes 365 amino acids. NCBI's taxonomy places the organism in Eukaryota, Metazoa, Chordata, Mammalia, Primates, Galagidae. The transcript is spliced from 4 exons. The record is from RefSeq and is a predicted model, not a curated record. Gene Ontology annotation, molecular function: cytokine activity; frizzled binding. Gene Ontology annotation, biological process: multicellular organism development; cell fate commitment; neuron differentiation.